AUGGCGGACCGCACUCGACGUUCAGCCGUCCAUGACUCCUCGGAUCUCUCUUCUGACGACGAUACCCCCGGCUUCGCCAACGAGUCUACCGGCACCAACAAUGCUGCCGAGUCCAGAUCCUCGUGGUUUCCCACUCCUGCAACCCUUGAAAUUCUCCAGGCGCACCUGGCAGCUGACGCCGACUCUGACUCUUCCGAAGCUUCUGGUCCACGUGUGCACCCUGACUUCUUCGUCCACCUUGAGAGAUUACGAAGGAUCAAUGAAACCAAUCGAGUGAAUGCCCGUAGAGAAGUUGAAGCCUGGUAUGAGGCUGCUUUUGGGUCCAACCAGUCCCAGAAUCAAGCUUCUCACAUGGCCAACUCUCAAGACCACGAUUCUGACAUGCUCGACGAGUCCCAGAAUGAAGCUUCUCGCAUACUUGAAGAAUCAUAUCGUGGAACUUCGCAAUUUACCAACGAAUUCAACCAACCUUCGUACCAUCCCAGUGCCGCACAUGGACUGCAGCCACCAUCGAUGGGCGCGCAUGAGCAAUAUGAAACUCAAGGUUCCACUGCAGCCGGACCAUUUGAGCCGAUGCCGCAUGUCCGGUUUGAGGCACCUGGCUUUAUGGGCCCUGAUCACCUCAUGGGCCAUUCUCCUCACCAUAGGCCUCCUUCUCCUUAUCCUGCGGUGGCUCAGGACCAAUAUUCAGCUGUUCCAAUCCCCGAGGGAACUCCUCCAAUGCCAGCACCUCAACCACAGCGGUAUACCGAUUGGGGAAACCCUUACAGAUUUCCAUUCGAUCCGACUCCGUUCCCUGAGGGUGCCACCCCUUAUGCCCCAGAGCGCAUUAUCCAAGCAUGGCUCAUCCGGCAGCAACUUAUCGCUGGCGUUCAGCCUGAUGAUAUCCAGCCCAUCGCAGCCCCACGCGGAAGACGGCACCGAACACCUCCUUACAUCGUGCUCAAUGACAGUGGUGCCCAUAUCGUAAGGAUUGAGCCUGCCACCUUUGAGGGUGCUAUGCUUCCUUUACCAACCCUUCCUUGGCUGCCGCGGCGCGCAAAUCCCAACCCACCUACUGCCCCUGUUUCGUCUGAUACAUCCGAUGCUUCGGGUCUGUUCACUGCUCCAAACGUCGUGACUGCUUCAGACAACGUGGCUGCUCUAAACACUGUGAUCACUCCAAGCUCAGCUAACUCUCUAAACUCGUCGGUCAACCCAAAUCUAUCAGCUGCCGCAAACCCGGCGAGUGUAUCGCAUUUGCCAGCUGCUGCAGCACUGAUCACUGCUCUGACACCGCCGGCUCCUCUAACCCUCCCGGAUGAUCUAGACUCAGCUAAUACUUUGAGCCCGUCGGGUCCCUCAAACCAGCCGGUUGCUUCGCAUCUGCCAGCUGCUGCGACCAUACUGGAUGCGCUAACCCCCCCGACUGCUCCAGCCUUGCCAGAAUCCACUGUUGUUUCGGACCCAACUACUGUGCCAGAACAUAGUUCAGAAGAUUCGAGUCAACAUGUUGCGGAAAGUCAGAACCCGGAUCCGCGUAUGGUGGCCUUCUUCCAACCUCUUAGGUUACAUGAGCCUGCUAAUUCACUCUCAGCUUCUGUGCCAGAUUUGCAUCCAGAAAGACAGAGCACAUCUCAGUCUAGCCUUAACGAGAACAGCGAAGAUCCCGUCGUUGCCCUGCAGCCACAGCCGCAAGCCAUCGCGCCCUUGAAUGUGCAAAACAGUACCGACGUUAAUUCCAUGAGUUCUCAAGAAGUCCAUGGGCUUGGGCUGUCUUUUGCCCAUUCACAAGAUCAAUAUUCUUCAGCUGCCUCUCCUUUGUCGAACGAAGAGGCAGAGACCGGUAACGUUCCUCCUCCCCAGGCCCUCGGUGGCAAUGGAGUUGUGCAUCACGCAGUCACCUUUUCGGAGCCUGAGGACCCUGAGGACCCUGACGAGCCCGCGGCACCUCGUCUCCGUCGUUUUGCCAUCGACGGAACGGAUGAAUCACUCGGGGUGGGACGGUUGUCUGGGGAGGCUAAAGCUGUCGGUGAUCAAUCCUCCUUGGGAGGGUUGAUUUAA
Molecule: messenger RNA, 2043 nt
Organism: Penicillium expansum
Lineage: Eukaryota; Fungi; Ascomycota; Eurotiomycetes; Eurotiales; Aspergillaceae
Exons: 1
Coding region: 1-2043 (680 amino acids)
Source: RefSeq, a predicted model, not a curated record